UGCAUAAUAACAUUGAUGAUUUCAUAAACCCUCUGCCAUCGGCGCCGACACAACCGAGGCGAGUAGGCUGUGGGACGCAUAUGGAGGGCGGUGACGAGGGUCUGGUGAAGCUUCUCGACUCGAAGGACCUCCAACAGCAGAGUAAAGCACUUGACAAGCUCACCGAUCGCGUUGAGGACCGACAGCUCGAUUCCACUCGAGUACAAGAGGCCAUGGCAGCUCUUGCAUCCUCUAAAGAAGCUGACUGGAAUACGAUGAGAAUGAGGUUUGCUUACUUUGUUUCCAUGUUGCUUUACAACUUGGGCUUGUUUGUUUCUAGUGUAUGUAGUUUGAUUGCCUUCUUACUGUCAUAUGAUUUGUACAAAAUCAAUUUAUAUUUUGUGAAUAAUAACCAUAUGCAGAAGAUUAGCUAGCAUCAAUAAACAUUC
Molecule: messenger RNA, 428 nt
Organism: Dendrobium catenatum
Lineage: Eukaryota; Viridiplantae; Streptophyta; Magnoliopsida; Asparagales; Orchidaceae
Exons: 2
Coding region: 81-413 (110 amino acids)
Biological process (GO): protein stabilization; negative regulation of apoptotic process
Source: RefSeq, a predicted model, not a curated record